Adelges cooleyi (spruce gall adelgid) is the source of this 4128-nucleotide messenger RNA. RefSeq lists its product as uncharacterized. Gene Ontology annotation, molecular function: protein binding. The transcript is spliced from 10 exons. Lineage: Eukaryota; Metazoa; Arthropoda; Insecta; Hemiptera; Adelgidae. The record is from RefSeq and is a predicted model, not a curated record. Bases 483 to 3815 code for a protein of 1110 amino acids.
GGUUACUGGGUCUGGUUACUGGUUAGUCAGCAUCUCGACCGUAGUGCACGCCACACGUGCGUCCGCCACAGCGUGCAAGUAUUAUAAUAGCAGUGUACCGUGCGUGUGUAUAUUUUGUUCAUCGUACUUAACAGUCUUUCUGGUAGUACGUGUGUGUCGUCGGGGUUUUUUUUUUUUUGCAUCCGUUCAAUUGGUUCAGUUUGGUCGAACAUACUAAUAAUAAUAAUAAUAUUAUAACAAUGAUUAUAAUGCACACGGUCCAAACUAGCGACCACCCGGCUUUAUCGCUCCACCGGACCGUCUACACCUGGUACCACCAAAUACAGACUUGACAAAAACGGGUUUUCUGGAAAUGUCAACCAAAUUGAAACAAAUAUGUCUGAUUAGCAACUUACGUGAACUGUACGUUUUAAAAAUCUGCGACGUCGUUGGUGAAACACAAUUUGCAAUCUUACGGACCCAAAGCAGCAGUGGCCAGACACAUGGCCGCCACCGUGGCCACCAAAGAUUUCGUCACCGUUGUUACGGUGGACGGGGUCCGUCCACCGCGGCAGGUCGACACGUUCGUCACGGUGCUGGCCAUCGGGGAGAACACGUCCGUGCCGGCGAACAUCGCCCCUGGGACACCGCCGGCCGCCGAAGAAGUGCUGGUCUACCGUCUACCCGGCGAAAGGCUGGGCUUUGGUUUACGGUUCGACGGCGUGGACACGUGCAACCGGCUGUUCGUCCAGUCCUGCGCCAACGGCAGUCCCGCGUCCCGUACGGAAGCCUCUUGGGGACCUCUCAGUCCCGGCGACGAGAUCGUCCGGAUCAACGGCCGUCCCGUCAACCGGAUGAGUCGCGACGACUGCGUGCGGUGCCUCAAAGAGUCCGGGCUGGUUGUCAAGUUGCACAUGGUAGACGGACGGUCGACGAUCAAAACUCCGCCGCCCGUGCCACCUCGCAAACAGAAAAAACCCGAACCGGUGCCACUGGCGUCGUCUAUCUACACGGACGCCGUCGAAAGAUUCGUAUACCACGGCGAGUCUGGGUCGGACGACACCAACAGUAGCGUGUCCACGGUGGUGUCCAAGUGUCCGGCGUUUGUGGUGCCGGACAACGAGUCGUCCAAGAAUUGCGUGCUCGACCGCGUGCUGGAGCCGUUCAUGCAGUUGGAACGGGAGUUCUCGUCGAGCGCGGCCAUCGGCGACGACGUGGGCUUGUACGAAAAACUGGUGGCCGUCGCCGAGGAGGACCGUCUGCCACCCAAACCGUUGCCGCGCAAAGAAGUGCGACCCAAGAAAAAGCCGCCACCGCCGCCGCCGCCGUUACCCGCAGGCCCGCCGCCUCCCGCAUACCGGUUGCCGCCCAAACUCGUUAACGUCGUCCACAAAGACGAAACAAACGACAAAGACAGUGACGAUUACAUUAAUUCGGAUCCAACACCUCCAAUCAAAUGUCCAGAACCCAACGACGACGUGACCACCAAAAGGACAACAGGACCGACUGACGACGACAAGCCCAAAGAAGAAGUCCAAAAUAAAAACGACAAAGCGAUGGAUGUGGUCACGGAUAUAACUUCGUCGUUCAACUAUGGGCCGGAACGAUUUUACGCCGGUAGCGAAUUCGGAAGGCCGGAAACGAUGAAAUCUACGUACGAGAUUAUAUUGUCUCGAUCCGACGACUCGGAGUCGACGGACGGUACCACCGCGGCAAAGAGGCCCAUGGCGAUCAACGGCAAUAGCAACAGCUGCAAGUCGACGGAAGACACGUGCAGCAAAUCGAGCGUCAGGGACAAGAUAGCGCUAUUUUCGUCGCGGGCCGCCGCCGAAUCGAGGUCCGACAAAAAAGACUCGACCUCGUCGUCGUCAUCGUCCGCGUAUUCGUCGGGCUCGCCAGACUCGUCGCCCCUUAGCACGCCACCCGUUUCGACUCGGGGUAGCAGUACUCUGCCACGAAAUCCGUCGGCCGAACGCUGCCACCAACGAAAUCAAUACCAAACACAGGUUUCAGUGCCGGCAACGGCCGAUGAGGCCAAGACACCGUUGACGCGGGCCAUCAGUUUCACGGACACGGCGUCACAGUAUCACCGGCGGUCUCAGAGUCUGGUGGAACCGUACAGCAAGUACUUCAACACAAUGAACACGUACGCCGAAAUGGGACGAUCGUCGUUGAAUACACUCAUUGAACAGCGGCGACGCAGCAUGUCUAAACUCCGCGGAUUGGUCAUACCGGAAAAGGCCAACAUGUCCGUCGACGACGACCGACACCCGGCCAUUCCAGAUCUGCCGGAGAUCAAGAGCAAAGACGUCGUGGACACCGGCGACGUCGAAUCCAGACCGGUGUUUUGUCCGCCGACCAAGACUUACGUCAACAGGCCGGUGACGGGCACGGUGACGCGAUACGCCAGUCCGGUGAAGACCGUUCGGGCCGUACAACCGUCGGCUAUACCGGCGGCGGCCGCGGUGGUGGUCGUCGAAGAACAGCACUCGUCUUCGUCAUCUUCGUUGAAUUCCAGUCGGGAAGAACUCAGGCACAUUAUACAAGACGAGCGACCGAACAGGGAAUCGAUCAUCGGCUUGUCAAAGUCCAAGGCGGCCGCGUUCAAAGGCGACAGCGACGAGGAUUCGGCGUUGAGUUCAAGCCGGUCGAGCAUUUCGCAGUACUCGCCGACGUCAUCGCCAUCGCCCAACCGGUGCAUAAUGGCGGCGGCCGAUGAAGUCAACGGGUGCAGCAAGCGCGUGUUGAAACCCGAAAGCGUAGAGGCCAUCAACCGAAAGAACGUGUUGUGCUCGGCCAGAAACAGCAGCGGCAAGCCCGAACCAUUGUAUCCGUUAUGUAAACCGACGGCCGGUCGUCAACCACAGCAACAGCCGACGUUGGACACGUUGUGGUCUUCCGACCCGGUUCGGCCGUGCGUCAACGGCAACAACGUCAAGACUGAGUACUACGCUAUGGACGUAUCCGCCAACGACAGGCAGCCGAAAGGCAAGUCUAAAUACUCGCACAACCGUAUGUCGUCGAUGGAAUCGACCACCAGCGAGGACUCGUCCAUGCAGUACGUGAGCGCCGAGCAGUUCGGCAGCAUCAGUUCGCUGGCAUCGUCCACUAGUCUGAUAUCGCAGCAGGAACUACAGCAGCUAAUCGAGGACGCCAAUCAAACGCUCGAGGAGUCGGCCGUCGUGCCGUCCCAAACCGUUGAAGUCAUGGUCGUCAUACUGCACCGGGACAGUGCCACCAGCAGCGUCGGCAUAACUCUUGCGGGUGGUGUCGACUACGAGACUAAAGAGAUAACAGUCUACAAAGUAUUAGCUGGAAGUCCGGCUGAUAAAGAUGGGCGCGUUAAGAAAGGUGACCGUAUACUAUCAAUUAACGGCAAGAGCAUGAAAGGAAUUACACACCGAGAAUCACUGGCUAUACUUAAAGCACCACGAUCCGAAGUAGUAUUGGUAUUAUCCAGAUGUAAAUCUGAAGCGAGUGCAGAACCAAACGGAUUACCUCAGCUAGCUGAAAUAUCAAAUUCCAUUGAAACCAAAAACAACACGAGUAAUCAAACUUUUGGACCAAUGGUCAAAGUGAUUCUGUCUAAAGACGGUUCUGGUUUGGGUUUCAGUCUAGAAGGGGGAAAAAAUUCGCCGUCUGGAGAUCAACCUUUGACAGUGAAAAAAAUUUUCACAGGUGGAUGCGCCGAACAGUGUGGACAGAUAUUGGCUGGAGAUGAACUAGUAUCGGUAAACGAUAUAGACGUUACUGGUAUGUCGCGCACCGAAGCUUGGAACUUGAUGAAGAGAUUAGUUAACGGGACCGUUUCGCUCGGCAUACGUCACAUUACAUAAUCUUCUUGCUGUGAGCUAUUUAUUCAUAAAUAAAUAAGUAGUGGUAUUCGGGUCCGUCAGUAGGCGUUAAACUCCUUUACCAACAACAUAAAAAUAUGUUUUCUUAAACCUAAUUAUUAUGAAUAUUUAACAAUAACUACCACAAAUUAAAAUAAAAUUAAUUUGUGAUAAAAAUGUAUAAAACUUAUUUAUGAAUAGUGUACAUAGAGAGUGUUAUCUUAUCUAUAUGUUGAUUAUAUAUAAUAAUAUUAUGAUUUUUAUAUUAUUUUAUGUUCAUUUUCAUUUUACAUAUUGUGCCAUUGUGAUUUCUGUU